ACAACAAUUCCCCUGCAACGUCGAACGUCGGAAUUGGUUAACUCUUUCGUGGCGAUGAUUUCUAGGUCGUCCUCUAGCCGGAGAUCACGUGAUUAUGGAAGUACUUCCGCCAACAGGUCCCUGCAGAUAUUUCCGCAGGAGAGACACACGGACUUAGUUCGCCGGCAGGGUGGAUUAAUUUCGGUCCCCAGGACAUUGUCAUCAGCGCCUCUGAUGGUGCCGGUGACCGACGGGACUCAGAAGAUGACAAAAUUGUUGCUGAAAGUACACAUAGAGGGGAGCUUGGGGCCGGUGCAUGUGGUGCUUCCACCGGAGAGCUCAGUAAGUGAUUUGAUAAAAGCGGCGACCCAGAUCCACGUGAAGGAGAAGCGGCGGCCGCUGUUAAAGGAAUCAGAUCCGAAUUCUUUUGAGCUUCACUACUCUCAGUUCAGUUUGGAGAGUUUGAGGCCAGAAGAAAAGUUGAUAAACUUGGGGUCGAGGAACUUCUUUCUGUGUUCAAGACUUCCUGCCUCCUCUGCCAACGCUCGCAACUCUGAUGAAGCAGAGAAGGCAUCCCAGUUUCAUCUUUCUUUGACAAAGUUAAUGGAAUACUUGCUAUAGCUUGUUUUACUUCUUCCUGUUACUAGUACAAGAGAUGCAACAUUCAAUGCACAUUUAUAUAUGGUAUAUAUGUAGCCCUUAUCAUGUUGUCAACUUUUCUCUUUUUUUUUCAAACAAGGGCAAUUAGGAGGUAAGGAAGGGAAAGGGUAGCUCGGAGUCGAACUCUAAACCCACUCCGCCCAUCCAAUGGAGAACCAUAUUUAUCAACUUGUGCAUUAAGAGGGAAAUUGUUUAUAAGGGAAUGUGUUCAAUUCUCAAUAUCAAGCUUGUAUUAUAUUCCAUAAGGGCUAAGAUAUCAUAAACACUCUUGCUAAUU
Molecule: messenger RNA, 916 nt
Organism: Rubroshorea leprosula
Lineage: Eukaryota; Viridiplantae; Streptophyta; Magnoliopsida; Malvales; Dipterocarpaceae
Source: the annotation of a GenBank genome assembly